GCGCCUUAAACGUCCCGCCUUGGGAGCUGCGCCUCACCGCUGAUGGCAGCUUUCUUGACCCAGUUGGGGAUGCAGAGUCUACUCUGGAAGCUCUUGGCCUCAAGGAGGAUUCUGAAGUGAUGGUCCUUCGCAGCAGUCCCCGCGUGCUAACGAAUCCUGGUGUGAGUGCUUACAGUGCAGAGUACUGCUGCACGGUGCUUCAGGUGCGCCAGGCUGGUUGGAAGACCAUCGAGAUCGACUUCAGCGUCCGUGGCGACGGAUCCCUGGGGCGGCUUCAGCGACCAUCAUUCUCGAAGCUUUCCUGGAAAGGCAGCAAACGCAUCCUUACUCGCAAAGGGACAGUGAAGCUGACAGUGGACAAUGCGGAAGAUGGCGGUCCUUCCCACAAGCAGGGUACCCUUACUUUCGAAGACGUGCCAACUUGCGGCCAGGUGGCAUUUGAGUACGGAGAGAGUGGCUACGACAAGCUGAUUCUGGACCUUUUUGGCGAGGGGUAG
Molecule: messenger RNA, 497 nt
Organism: Symbiodinium pilosum
Lineage: Eukaryota; Dinophyceae; Suessiales; Symbiodiniaceae
Source: the annotation of a GenBank genome assembly